Molecule: messenger RNA, 2235 nt
Organism: Suncus etruscus (white-toothed pygmy shrew)
Lineage: Eukaryota; Metazoa; Chordata; Mammalia; Eulipotyphla; Soricidae
Gene: EXOC3L1
Product: exocyst complex component 3 like 1
Exons: 13
Coding region: 1-2235 (744 amino acids)
Biological process (GO): exocyst localization; exocytosis
Cellular component (GO): exocyst
Molecular function (GO): SNARE binding
Source: RefSeq, a predicted model, not a curated record
AUGGACGCCGCAGCCAAGGACAUCACGCAGCCAAUUCUUUCUCCUGGCUCUUCCUGCCCAGUGCCCGAGUGGCCAGAACAGGAGAGGGCAGAACAGCUGGCCCGAGGUGCUGCGCUCAAGUGGGCCUCAGGCAUUUUCUACAGGCCAGAACAGCUGGCCAGGCUAGGCCAAUACCGCAGCCGCGAGAUGCAGCGUACCUGUUCCCUGCAAGCACGGAUCAAGUCAGUGGUACAGUCAUACCUGGAGGGCGUAAAGACAGGGCUGUGGCAAUUGGACAAGGCACUUGAGACCGUGCAGGGAGCCCGAGAGGCUCUGGGCCAGGCACAUGAGUUACUCCAAGGCACAGUGGAUGCUGCCCAGAGCCUAGAGCCCCUGAGGGAGCGUGUUACUCAGCACAAACAGCUACAAACUCUGUGUCAGCUGCUGCCUCGGCUGCGGACUGUGCCGGCUACUGUAGCCCACACACAGACCCUGAUUGAUGCUCAGCGCCUCCUAGAAGCUUAUGUGAACCUUCGGGAGCUAGAGCAGCUUCAGGAGGAGACUUGGACUCUUUUGGAGGGCCUGGAGUUGCCAAUGUUCAAAGGUCUGGGCCCCUUGGCAGAGGCACUAAGCCAGGCUGUGGAGGCAGUAGCCAGGGCAGCAGGACAGCUGGCCCGGAAGGACCCAGCCCUGCUGGUGGCUGCUGUGCGUAUAGCAGAGAUAGAGGCCGGACGCAGCACCUCCUUGGGUCAGGGCCCUCGGAACUGGAGGUUGCGCUGUUUGCGGGCCCUCCAGGAGGGCCUAGAGCUGGCCCACUUUGGACCAUCGAUGCUGCCUGAGCCAGGGGCCCUGGCAGGGUGGCUGGAACGCCUUCAGGUGGCCCUGCCCGCUGAGUUGGCAACAGCAGAGGCAUUGAUAGCACCCUGCUGUCCCCCACACUACAAGGUAGUGCAACUAUGGGCCCGUACCCUGCAUGGAGGCCUGAGGCGCAGCCUACAGAAGCUCCUGGAAGGGCCUGAACUGGGAGCCCCUGAUGCCUUCGCCUUGCUGCACUGGGCCCUGCGUAUCUACCUGGGACCAGAAAUGAUGGGGAGCCUGGAGUUGGGACCUGAGGCCGAUAUGUCUCAGCUAGAGCCCCUCUUGAGCCUGGAAAACAUUGAACAGCUGGAGAUGACAUUUGUGACCAAAGUUCAGGCCAGCGUGUCCCAGUGGCUACAAAAAGCACUGGAUGGGGAGGUAGCUGAGUGGGGCCGUGAACAGGUGCCCGACACAGAUCCAUCAGGCUUCUACCACUCCCCAAUGCCGGCCAUCGUGCUGCAGAUCCUAGAAGAGAACAUUCGCGUGACUAGCCUGGUCAGUGAUUCAUUGCAGCGGCGUGUGCAUGCCAUGGCACUGUCAGAGUUGGCCACAUUCCUCAGGAGCUUCAGUGAUGCAUUGAUCCGAUACUCCAGAGACCACCUCAGGGGGGACACAGUGGCGCCUCAUUAUGUGGCCUACCUACUGGCUGCCCUCAACCACCAUUCAGCACUCAGCUCCUCCGUCUCCGUCCUGCAACUGGAUGGCUUGGCUUCAGGCGUCUUGAUUCCGGCAGAGGCAGCGCUGGACGAGCUGCACAGAAGAAUCUGCCGCCUCGUGUUGGAAGCGUUGCUGGCAGAACUUAAGCCCCUGUUCGCUGCUCUGCCUUCCCGCCGAUGGUUGUCCAGCUCGGAACUUCUAGAGGAAGUUUGUGAACGAACCAAGCGCUUCUGCAGGGACUUCUGGCGAGUGCGGAACCCUGCUGUCCAGCUGCUGCUGGCAGAGGUGGAGAGGACUGUGGUGCUGCAGUACCUCCGAUCGCUCAUGCAGGGCCGACUGGUGUGCAAGGGUGCAGAAGAGAGGACCCAGGCAGCUGAGCGCCUGCAGCACGACGCUGCUCAGCUUCGGGACCUUUUCCAGGGUUUGGGUUUGGAGGGCAGCGUUCAAUGCGUGCCUGUGCUGCUGGCCUUGCGAGAGCUACUGAACCUCCGAGAUCUCACACUGCUUGGCCUCGAGGUAGCAGGCCUGCGGCAACAAUUUCCAGAUGUAAGUGAGGACCACGUCUCUGCCCUCUUGGACCUGCGCGGAGAUGUGUCUCGAGAUCAGCGCCUGGCUGCACUCAGCUCCCUGCAGGCAGGCCCACAACCCUCGCCCCGUGCCAGUCGCCGUGUACUCUUUAGCCUGGUGCCAGCACCUACCCCAGGGAUGUCCUCUUGCCUCGCAGCAGGGCCCUGUACCUGA